CGAGUUCUGAUCCUCUUAUCAUCCCCUUAUUGCGACUGUAUCUCGCGUAUCUGUGAUAUCCCGCGACAAGCCCGCACGCCAGGAUGUUCAAGAAAUUUAAGGACAAACUCGCGGAGGAGAUGAAGCAGUCGCCCGCCAGGUUACAGGCGAGCGUGCAGCAGUUGGCGCAGGCUGUUGUGUCACCCGCCCUGUCCAACAGCUCCAUUCAGGAGGUGUCUGCGUCCACUGACAACUUCAGUUUGACAGAGGAUGGAGAUGAAACACCCAAGAACACUCCAGUGAAGCACAGUUUUCAGAAUAUCGAUCUGAUGUCUCCAUCUGCCAACGCAGAGAUUUCUAGAAGAUCUUCAGUGAGCAGCAUCACCAGCGACGCAUCUUCGUUAUUCCCCAUGUACGAGAGUCCUCCUAACCUAUAUCAGCUGCAGUCUGAUAUGGAUCAAUCAGCUAGUGAAGUAGACGACAAUAUUAGUCCACAUCUUGAUAGAGUCACCAAGGAUCAAUUGUAUUCGGCCUAUCGUAAGGUGCAAGCCAAGUAUCACAAAUACCGUGGCAGAUAUACAGAUCUAGCAACACAUUAUCGCGAACUGGAUCGAGUCAAGACAAGGUUGGAGUCCGUGUUGGUCGAGACGCAAGACAAGGUUCUACGCAGGAUUACUGACCUGAAAGAGCAGUGCCAGUUGGAGCAGCAAGCAAAGGCACACCUGGAGGAGGCGUUGAGGAACGACAUAGAAGAGAAGGACCACAUUAUAAAUACGUUGAACACGAAAGUAAGACUGCUGCAAGCUGGCGGAUCAGCCUUGGAGAAUUCGGUGUCAGAAGAGGCAGAUGUGCAAGAGGAGAACUCCAAGGACAACCUGAUUGACUUAACCAACGAAUCUCCCAACGACGGGAACACUGCGCUGCUGGCGGAGAAUGCUCAGCUGAACGACAGAAUGAAGAAACUGGAAAGCCUUGUACUAAGGUAUAAGGAAUCUUUGAAGCGCAACAAGGACAAGUUCACCGAAGUGAUAAAGGAGAAGAACACGCUAGAAAGCGAGUACGAGGCGCAUAUGAACGCUACUGCCGAGAGAAUAAGCGCGACGGAAGGCGAGCUGAAUGCUGCGCAAACCGAGGUCGCGCGUUUGACAGAGUUGGUGGACGUGUUGCAUAAACGCGAAGAGGAGUCUGCGAUCUCGCUGGCGGAGAACAAGCUGUCGGUUCAUCGGGAGCUCGAGGAGAAAGAGGAGCAGAUUAAACAGCUGCGAGUUGAUCUGAAACACAUAAUGGAAGAAAAGGAGAACUUGAACGAGGCUGUGGCGCGAUACAAAUCUGAGCCGUCAGCUAAAUCGAAGUCGUCACCGCACAUCGACUCGAAUUCCGUCACAGACAAAGGUGCGAUUGUGUACGACGCGUCUAAGGAGAAGACCGAGAGCUCCGUGAAAUCCUCCGUGCAACAGGCGACUUCAACGAGACACCACGAAGAAGUCGAUCACAAUAAAGAGGCGUCAGCGAAGUCGUCGAGAGACGAAAACGCGUUGGAAGAGAUGACACUUCGCUUACGCGAGAAAGAAGCCAAGCUCGAAGACUUGCAGCGCAAGUUGGACGAGUUGGAAAAGCAGAGUGUCGAAUACAAACAUGACAAAAAGACGUUGCAGGCUGAGCUGUCGAACUACAAAGUGAAGUAUUCAGAAUUGAAGAGCGAGCAUGACGCGCAGAGGAUCGUCACGGAGGAGAGGCAGAAAAAUGCGGACGCAACAAUCGAGAAGCUGCAGGCGACCGUGCAGAGCGUCGACAAGGAACUGGAGAACAUGAGAGACGCGCUAACCGACCGGGACCUGGUAUGUGAGAAUUACAACAAGAAGGUGCAGCAAUAUGCGGCCAUGUUGGAGAAAGCGAAACAUCGAUUCAACGAGCAAGAGACGCAAAUAAAAUCACUGAAAAGCCGCCUAGACGAACUCACCAUGGCGCAACAGGAGCUGGAAAGCAAGCGAACGGAAUUGAACACGAUGCGGGGUGAGCUCGAGCUCUGUCGCUCCACGAUCGACGACCUUGGUAAUAAGAUCCAGGCGGAUAGCUCGGCUAUCAACCUGCUGAAGAAGGAACGGAGUGACUUAAUCAAUCGACUCGUCCACUACAAGGAUUGUAUGCUACGUCUGAAACAAGACUGUGCGGAUGUCAAAGGUGCCGUGCACGAGGAGUUCUCAAAUCGGCGAGCCGAGAUGUCGGAUCUGAAAACGACUUUAACUGUAACUUUCACGAGGCUCAGUGAGGAGAACGCGACGUUGAAUUCCCAAGCGGAAGAGUUGCGUUCUCAAAUGGAAAACUCGGAGCGGUCUGCGUCCGAAGAAGCGCGACUGCGGUCGGAAUUGAUCAAGAUCACGGGUCUCAAGUCCAUUUUGGAGACGGUGCUGAGAGCGAACAAGGAAGAAUCAAUGGCGCAAGGUGAUGAGUUAUCCGACGAGCUCGGCGCGUUGGUCAACAAGCUGAUAGCCGAGAUGGAUAAUCUCCAGUUUAAGGUCUACGACUUGGAGAAGGUUUCGUGUGAAUUAACGGAGUCGAGGCGAGAAGCCGAAAGCUUGCGGGAACGACUGGAGGCAUUGGAGGAGCUCGAACUUAAGCACCGAACGUUGUCGAGUGAGAAUGACGACCUGAGGAGAGACCUCGCGCAGGUCAGUCGUGCCGCCGACGAGGUCGACGAAUUGAGCGCAAAGCUGCGUGAGGCGAACAAUCUCAUCAAUUCGUUGAAAUCGCAGAGCAGCGACCAGGAUGCGUUGCGCGAAGAGGAACUGCGUACCUCACGAGCAGAGAUCGCUCGCUUUCAAGACGAACUAGCUGGGAAAGAUCAUGAGAUCAAGACACGCGACGAGAAGAUCGCGGAACAAGAGCAGCAGGUGGUGCAUCUGAUCUCUACCUGCGACAGUCACAUACAGACGAUCGAGGAGCACGUAAAGAAGUGUCUGAAUUUGGAGGAGGAAUACCAAGCGAUGAGGGAGAGCCACGCGAAGCAGACAACUGAGCUGACAGAAAGCAACAAGGAGUUGCAGAAAACGCUUAAUGUGAAGGUCGCACAGCUGAAGAAGCUGAAGAUGCUCAAAGAGCAGCAAAGUAAAACCAUCGAGGAAAUGGACGCGGAGCUAUACGAGCUAAAAACCAAGCACGCCAAAUUAGCGGACACCUUGGCGGCCGCCGAGAAACAAAUCGAGGCCCUCAAGUCGGAGAAUUCGCAGCUCGCGACCAUUAUCUUGGAGAAUAAGGACCUCAAGGAUAAGCACAACAACUUGCUCAGUCAUAAUCGCAAGCUCUGCGAGAAUGAAGAAGCGAUGAAACAGAAAAUCGACUACUACGAGAAGGAUAUUGAAGAGUUACGCAGAGAGGUGGAGUCGUGCAAGGUCCAAGCAAAUAAAUGUAACGAAGAAGCGGAACGUUUGAGCGGUCAAUUGAUGGCAGUGAACACUCAGCUCGAGUCCAAAAACGCGGAAUCGAGCUCGUUAAAUGACAGACUGCUUACGAGCGAGAGAGAGCUGCGAGAGACCAAGGAGAGGCUCGACGAGCAAAGUACGGAGCUGUUCAACAAAGUUUCGGAGUUGAAUGCCGCUAUAAUGAGCGGCGACGUUAUGAGAGAAGAGAACAAACUUUUACUUACGAAGCUGAAAUCGUUCGAGGACGAAGUCGGUAAGACUAGAAAGAGACUAGAGGUAGAGAAUACGCAGUUGCGCUCGCAACUCGGCGAUUUGAUGCAAAGGAACGCCGAGAUGGACGCGAUUCGUACAGAAAACGACAGGCUAGUCACCGAGCGAGCAGUUUUGCAAGAUAGAAUCAUCGAAAUAGAAGGUUUGAGGAGUAGCAACACGGAGUUGCAGUCCAGGGUAUCCGAAUUAAAGGCUUUGAACACGGAGAAUGAACAGUUGCGAGUAGAAUUGGAUGUUUUGCGCUCGGCGAGCGGUGAUUCGUCGAUGGAAUUGAGCGCUUUGAAGGACUCAUUGUCACGGAAAGAAGCAGAUAUAAAAUCUUUAGAGGAGAAGAGCGUCGACAUGUUGCGGGAGAUUGAGGCUCUCAAGCUUCGCUGCACAGAGGCCGACGAGAAGACACAGGAAGCUGACAUGUUGAAGAAAAAAGUCGCUGAAUUGCAGUCGGAGAUCGCGUCUGUCGAUGCGUUAAGGAAGGACCUGGGGAACGUGCGCAAUGAUGAUGACAGCGACAAACUGCACGAGGAGAACAAGAGAUUGGAAGCGCAGCUUGACGAAGCACUGAUCACGUUCCAGGCGAAGGAGACGCAAAUGCAACUAGUGAACAAUGAACUGAGGGAGCAACUAGGUCAGCUGAAGGAGCAAGCAAAAACCGACGAAGAGGAACAGGGUAUGAGGCUGAAACAGUUGGUCAAGGAGUUCCAAGCGCAAUUGCAAGACAAGGAGGAGGAGCUGCAGGCUGCACUGGAGAAACGUUUCGAUCGUCAACAUAAUUACGAGUCAGACCUCGUGCAGCAGUACAAGGAGCAGCUAAAAGAUUUCCAAGUAGAACUCACAGAGAAAUCCGAGCAGAUCGAGAGCCUAGUGCUGGAGAAGAAAGACGUGGUGGCAGAGAAAGGCAAGGAUAUCGAUCGCCUAGUAGAGACGAUCACACAGGUUAAAAAGGAGCAUGCCAAUGAGAUUCGGGAGGUGGAGAAAAAGUGGAAGAGCAUAGUUCAACAGAAAAUCGACAAUUUGCAAGCGAAACAUGAAGAGGAGUUGAACGAGCUGACGAAGGAAUGGCAGAAUGAGAGAAAGCCUGAUGUACAAACCGACGCAGCUGCCGAGGAAUUGGAGAGCACGUCGCGCGUAGCGAUGGCCGCAAUACAGACGAAUACUGGCUCGAUUCACACGAUGCAGCAGACUUUGACGUCUCAGCGCCGGGAAAUUGCGGAGCUUAGGAAGCUGGUGAAGCUGCGGCAUGACACUCUGGAAGACUCCACAGAGAUCGAGUACCUGAGGAACAUUCUGUUCGAGUACAUGAUGGGAAGGGAGACCAUGGUGCUUGCCCGGGUGAUUGCAGCUGUCGUCAAAUUCGAUCAAGAGCAAACUACGAAGAUAAUGAAGAAGGAAGAAGACAAGCUGACCUUGUUUGGCUCCCUAGGUCUCACGUAAUCCAAGGAGAAGUACAGCAUGUUCGAAAUAUUCUGUAUAGAGAUGCACAAAAUCUGCAACCAUAUGCUGUAAAUGCAUCCUCGUUAUAUAAAGAGGUGCAAGUAAGAAUUGUAUAAAGUAUAGAAAGAAACAGAGAGGAAGCUGAAAACGUGAGAUGUAACACGUAUAUAUACUACUGACUUUUAUAAAUAUUAAUUUAACGACACGUUAUAUACAUAUAUACAUAAAUUUGUAUAAUAUUAUAUAUAGGCUUACAUAAUAUUAUACAGAUAGAGAUUUAUAUAAGACACGCCCUUACCUGUGAUUAAACGUGUGCGACAGAAGAACACGAUUGCGCUGACACACAUGUCUGAUGUUAUUACACUUUUAUGAUAGUACUUUUUACAUAUAAGACCGUAGCAAUAUUUCGUACACGUAUAAUACUUAUUGUACAAGAGGCGAUGUGUGCAUGUAUAAAUAUAUACUGUAAUUAAUUAA
Messenger RNA from Odontomachus brunneus, 5576 nucleotides. Its product is annotated as golgin subfamily A member 4. The transcript is spliced from 8 exons. The coding region runs from base 84 to 5099 and encodes 1671 amino acids. The record is from RefSeq and is a predicted model, not a curated record. NCBI's taxonomy places the organism in Eukaryota, Metazoa, Arthropoda, Insecta, Hymenoptera, Formicidae. Gene Ontology annotation, molecular function: small GTPase binding. Gene Ontology annotation, cellular component: Golgi apparatus. Gene Ontology annotation, biological process: Golgi vesicle transport.